Molecule: messenger RNA, 681 nt
Organism: Arabidopsis lyrata subsp. lyrata
Lineage: Eukaryota; Viridiplantae; Streptophyta; Magnoliopsida; Brassicales; Brassicaceae
Product: F-box/kelch-repeat protein At3g16740
Exons: 2
Coding region: 1-681 (226 amino acids)
Molecular function (GO): protein binding
Source: RefSeq, a predicted model, not a curated record
AUGGCGAUGUCGGAUGUUACACAGGAUUUGGUAGAGGAUGUGAUCUCGAGAGUUCCGUUAACAUCUCGUAGAUCAGUGCGAUCUACUUGCAAAAACUGGAACACUUUAUCCAAAAAUUUGAGCUUUAGAAAGAUAAACCUUGCUAAAGCAAGAGCAGAAACGAAGCAAGAGUUUCCGGCUAUCAUGAUAUUGGAGUAUAAGGUUUACCUAAUGAGCUUUGAUCUCCGUGGAAUUCACAAUGACGACGAAGACGUUGAAUCAUCUAUAAAGCGAGAAGCGGUUUGUUGUUAUGCAUCACCAAAGAAUUUAAUCCGAGGCUUGUGGUUUGGAACCCUUGAACCUAGAGAUUAUUACCACAAUGAGGACAACUAUGCUCUCGGAUACGAGAUGAAGAACAAAUCGUGUCGUCCAAGCCACAAAAUUUUGAGAUUUUUGGAUACUUACGACAUGAGAGUAAAUAAACGACUUUAUGAGUUUGAGAUCUACAAUCUUGACUCUAACUCAUGGAAGAUUCUUAAUGUUACUCGCGUCGGGAAGAUACCUUAUUAUCAACGUGGCGUGUCUCUCAAGGGAAAUACUUACUGGUUUGUUCAAAGCAAAUAUCCAGGAGGAGGUUGUUGUUGUUGUUUACUUUGUUUUGAUUUUACAACUGAGAGAUUUGGUCAUUUGGACCCGGUCUGA